Trypanosoma theileri is the source of this 447-nucleotide messenger RNA. Its product is annotated as protein disulfide-isomerase. Gene Ontology annotation, cellular component: endoplasmic reticulum. Gene Ontology annotation, biological process: protein folding. NCBI's taxonomy places the organism in Eukaryota, Euglenozoa, Kinetoplastea, Trypanosomatida, Trypanosomatidae. The coding region runs from base 1 to 447 and encodes 148 amino acids. Gene Ontology annotation, molecular function: protein disulfide isomerase activity. The transcript has a single exon. The record is from RefSeq and is a predicted model, not a curated record.
AUGCAGUUGGCUGCAUCUCUACGGCCUGUUCUCUUGCUGUUACUUCUGCUGCUGCAGUUGAUGGCCAUUGGCGGUACUUCUUAUCUGGAGGACAAACCGCGCCCCAGUCGUGUGGUGGAGUUAACAGAUGCCAAUUUUGAUUCUAUUGUGAUGGAUCCCAGUAAAGAUGUAUUCGUGCUCUACUGUGUGCCGUGGUCAAGGCUGUGCACCACAAUGGAUAAAUUGUGGGAUGAUCUCUCUAUUAGUCAGUCAACAAAGCGGAAUGCUGAUACUUUUGUGGCUGCAAAGAUUAAUGGAGAGAAGUAUCCGGAUGUGGUUAAGCGUAUGAAUGUAAACGCCUAUCCAACAAUGCGAUACUACACGCGACUAGAUAAGGAUGGUUCAUUGGAAUACAGUAGUCUGCGUGCACUUGCUGUCCUCGACAGCUUUGUUUUUCAGAAUACAUAA